CACCGCAAAAAAAAAAAGGGGAGAUGUGUGUAUGAUGAUAUAACUUAACGGGGUUAAAAUGCCUUUUCGAGAAAGACGUUUGCCGUUUUGUUUCGGAAUAAUGUAUGUAUGUAUUAACUCCGUUUUGUUAGUAUCUCUUGCUGACCUCGCCGUGUAAGCUAACACAGCUAGCCUGCUAAGUGGCUGUUAGCCGUAGGUAAGGUCGGUAAUAUGAUAUAUGAAGUGAAGGUUUAUUUGUGACGUUGUCAUCUAAAAAUAAUUCCUCUCGCUCGGCCGUUGUGUGAGUGCAGUUUAAUGUGAGUGUGGCAGCUGGGUGAGCAGGAUGGACUCGGCUUCAGACAGGACAGGAGACUGUACCCUGGUCUCUGAGGACAUGAACAGGAUCUGUGUCAUGUCUGACAUCAGUGCCAUCAAGACCGAGCAGGCAGUCGGUGCCAACCCGGAGGAUGCAACUGCUCAAAAUGUGGCCAUGGGCAUCAAGUUCAUCCUCCCCAACCGCUUUGACAUGAAUGUUUGCUCAAGAUUUGUCAAAUCGCUCAACGAGGAGGACAGCAAGAACAUCCAAGACCAGGUCAACUCUGAUCUGGAGGUGGCUUCUGUUUUGUUCAAAGCUGAGUGUAAUAUCCAGACCUCGCCCUCACCUGGUAUACAGGUGCGCCAUGUCUACACCCCAUCUACCACCAAACAUUUCUCCCCCAUCAAGCAGUCCACCACACUCACCAAUAAACACAGAGGCAACGAGGUUUCCUCCACACCCCUUCUGGUGCACUCACUGUCAAUUCACCAACUAGCAGCCCAAGGAGAAAUGGUGUUUCUAGCUAGCAGGAUCGAACAAGAGACUGUGAUCAAUCUUCAAGAUGAAGAAGGCUUUACCCCCUUGAUGUGGGCAGCUGCACAUGGACAAAUAGCCAUUGUUGAGUUUCUGCUCCAAAAUGGUGCUGACCCCAACCUCCUGGCCAAGGGCAGGGAAAGUGCGCUGUCACUGGCCUGCAGUAAGGGGUACACGGAUAUUGUGAAGAUGCUCAUUGAUUGUGGUGUGGAUGUCAAUGAAUAUGACUGGAAUGGGGGAGCGCCUUUACUCUACGCUGUCCAUGGGAACCACGUACGCUGUGUUGAAAUUUUAUUAGAAAACGGGGCUGACCCGACCAUUGAGUCAGAUUCUGGCUUCAAUGCGAUGGACAUGGCUGUGGCUAUGGGCCAUCGGAAUGUUCAACAGGUGAUGGAGGCACACUUACUGAAGUUACUAAUGGGAAUCAGAGAGUGAGCUCAAACCCACUGGAGUCUGGGCUCCGGACGGUCAUGUGGCCUGCCCACUAAAGCAUUAUCUCCCAUUCAGCGGCGCACCUUACCUACGUUCGUGGUCAAGAUGCUAAGAAAGUGUUAAACUGUGUGAAUUUUAAUGUUCAUUGUGCUCUUUUAAGCAGUUUUGCUUUGUUUUAAGAAUGAGAGUAAAGCAUGAAAGUUAUCCACGUCAAUUUGUUUGACAGUAAUUGUAAUUUGGCUGAAACUGACACUUGCUAAAAACCCAUUUUGCACUCCACCUGAUGUACAAUGCCGACUGUAUGUUUGCCUUUCUUUAAAGUAUAUGACCUCAAUGUAAGAAGCAUAAAAAGAAUGACAUUUGUAGUCAUUUGUUUUACUGCAAAAAGUAAUCUUUUAAAAUUAAAGUCUGGCAAACUAUCCUUAAGAUUCCCAUUGGAACAUUAUCUGGCAAGAUUACAUCUAGAUUGUAUUUUAGCAGUUGGUCAGAAAUGUAGGAGUUGAGGUCGGUAAAACAUUUUGUAGUUAACAUUUCUAAGCCUCAGUCAUGUGCAGUGCAGUCGGCAAAGUAAAACGUGACUAGAGACUGAAUCUUUUUUUUUUUCCUUAUGCCAACAAAGCUGCUCAUUUACUUUGACAGAUCUUUAAUAUUUCGUGGACACAGUUUUCUUUGUGAUUUUCAUGUCGUGUUUUUUUAAUUUAAAGAUCUCAAAUGUUUUACGAUGUGUAGUUUGCCACUGUACAAGGGUGCUUGUGUUUUAUACCAUCUUGUAAUAACUUGUCAACCUCAGUAUCAAUGAUUAUUGCUGCGUACAGAAUUUGUGAUUAUAAACUGAAAAUGACAAACUGUUUAUAAUUGCAAAUGAAGCAUUUUUUUUCUCCAGUUCAUCUGUGUGAAAGGAUUAAAGGUUUUUCUAGCUGCUGCAGACAGAAAAUGCUUGUCUAGACUGUAUGUAAUGUUUUGCAGUUUGUGUAAAUCUAUGAAGAAUAAUCAGUCGGAACUGCAGUCAAGCUGACUCUGACCAUCACAGUAGGCUUACUGAGUCGUACACCUGGUAAUGGAUGAUAACUAAUGGUACUUAGCUAGUUGGUUUUCAUUAGUCAUGGAUUCCAUUAAGCAAGAGUACAGUAUUUUCCAGAGGGUGACAAAAUCCAACCCCUCGUUCACAUCGUGGCACCUGAGUAACAGAUCAAGUAGAGGAUCGCCUGUUGGGGUGAAAUAUAUUGGGGACCUUGUGUGCACUAUGGCUGCUCUAGUAGCCACAAAGGCCCAACAGGAACCCUGAACAAGAGACAGCUAACGGGCCUCUGGUGAAACAAGAAGUCCAACAGCAUAUCAGGCAGAGGAGGUGAUGGCUUGUAACCCAACCGCUGUGAAGGUACAUGAAGGCUGCAGCAGGUCCUCAGACCCCCAUCGUCUGGGAUUUCCCAGCCAUCAGACCUGGCUAAGUAUCUGUCCAGAGCCACCUGUUUGUUGGAGUGUAAUGACAUUCCCACAUUAAACAAACCCACGCCCAGGAUUCUGUCCGUAUAUAUCAACCAAAAGAAUUUUCCUCACCUCAGGGAGACUGCUGUGACAUUGAAGAGUAUGAGUUUUUUUUUUUUUUUUUUACUAGUUUGGGAGGCCCUAUGACUUGUACUGUGGUGCACCAUUUACUGAAAAAUCAGGUGACCACUCAACACCAGCGCCCACUGGUCAAAGCAUCUGCCUCCCACGCCGAAGAUCAUGUGUUUGCAUCUUGAGGAUAACGAGUGGGAGUCACAACAGAAACAAUGCAGAUUGGAGAGGGAGAACAGCCGCUACACCAUACACCAUUAAUUCAAGACAUGGUCACUCAAUAACUUUGAAAAUGUCCUCAAGUGCAGUAGCAAAAACAACCAAAUUAUGAUGAAAUCAGGGGGUAUUGUAUAUCAACCACUGGAAAUUAUUAGUAUCUAAACUGAACAUUAAAGCAAUAAAAAUAGGUACUUGAAUUAGUACUUUUGUUAGACUUACCCUUAAACUGUGGGAAUGUACACCAUUUGAAUUAACAGGCUAAUCGACUACGACAAUCAGUCAAGUUGUCGGGUACUAGCUUGUCACAGCACAAUUACAAUCAGUUGUUCCAACUCUACUACAUUGCAUUGACAAUUUUUUUUUUGCUUUUUUGCCACCCAAAAUGAUCUGAUGCAAAUUUAGGCAAGUUUUACAUUCAGUUUUUCCUCAUUACAUGCCCUUUUUAGUUGGGUUUUUACAAGGUAAUACCAUUCAUGGUUGAGUUGUAAGUGGAAUGGGAGGGCCCAUUUCUUUUAUACACACAAGCCAAGGCCUAAACUUAUAAAGACAUCUUCAACCAGUAACAAGUAUUUUUGCUGAAGAACCUAAGAGUACUACUAACAAUACUUAACCCUACAGCUUCUAUCUGGAACACCAAGAUACAUUUAAUUCCAUGCAGAUGGAUAAAAAUCUAAAGGGGCAACUUUUAAGGUUGAAGAAGUUACAUUCCAACAACUUCUUAACAGUAGCAAAGGUUUAUUCCAGAUACGGUGGGUUCAGCGAGGCCACAAGGUCUUGGGUUCAGUAACAUGGCAACAGAUGCACAACAGUAGCAAUAAACACAUUUUGCACACUCCCUAACUAGUCAUACAGAGCACAAAGAGCAUUUGCAGAGCCUGGUGACAAACGUGCUGGAAUGAACACCCUACUUAAUAAUAAAGCGGCUUCCCUAAUUAUUAGUACAAGAGUUG
Thalassophryne amazonica is the source of this 3987-nucleotide messenger RNA. It is a transcript of the gene ankra2, whose product is annotated as ankyrin repeat, family A (RFXANK-like), 2. Gene Ontology annotation, biological process: regulation of gene expression. The transcript is spliced from 8 exons. The coding region runs from base 323 to 1264 and encodes 313 amino acids. Gene Ontology annotation, cellular component: nucleus. The record is from RefSeq and is a predicted model, not a curated record. NCBI's taxonomy places the organism in Eukaryota, Metazoa, Chordata, Actinopteri, Batrachoidiformes, Batrachoididae. Gene Ontology annotation, molecular function: protein binding.